AUUUGCAAAUUUAUUUGUUUAUCAAAUUGAUUAGAAAUUUUCAUUUUUAACAAAAGCUAAAACAGCUGUAGUGAAAUUACCUAAUAAACAGGAAUAACAAGUGGCUUGUAAUCAUUUUCCCUUCCAGGACUUUUACAUAAUUUUUAUUUCAUCUGGAAUGUCGGCCGAUAUGAAAGUGGUUUUCUUGUUACUUUAUUGCAGUUUAAAAUUAUUCUUAUCACGAGUAUAAUCGUUAAAAUUUAAAGACAAAAGUACAGCAAAUCGGUUGUGUAAUUGUGAUAUAAUUACCACUUAAGUAGGCUAUGCAGAAUAGAUUAUUAAUUAGAAGUCUACUGUUAUUUUUAAUAACAACCUGCUUUGCUCUGGCACUUCAGUCGUCAACUCCCAAUAAAAACAAUGUACCAAACCAACAAAUUGCACGCGAUAAACGACUCAUUUUUAAGAAGAAAAGCAGUCCUGGAUUUUUUCGAACCUUAUUUUCGGUAGUAUAUGAGCAAUGGGCAGAUACAAAAAAUACAGUAAGCAACGUCAGCAGGUUGAUUAAUGAUAAUUUCGCUCCGGAAAAUGCUCCGUUACAAGUUUCGACCACUACGGUGAGUAGUGAUCCGAAUGCUACGACAACGGAAGCGCCGUUUAAGAUAACCCGGAGUGAGUUUAACCGGAUUCUCCGGAGGAAUUUGCGGGGUUUGGUCCGCUUGUUCAAUAUAGAAUUACAAGAUGCUUUGAAGGUUUCCGAAAAAAAUUGGGCUGAGUAUCAAAAAAAUGCGUCGUUAGAAAUUUCGAAAUUUUUGUAAAUGGGAAGGAAAUGUUGCCAGAUUGUCUGUGAUAAAAUGUAGAAUUAUGUGGAUUGCUCAAUUUAAGUUAUUUGUUCGCUAUGGUCGUUAGCUUAGUUUACAAAAUCAUGACUAUUUAUUGCUUCGAGUUUAGCGACUGCACUAUUUUGUAAUUUUAAUUUAUUUAAUUACUUUGUAAAUAAAUACAAUAAAAAUCGACAAUAAUUUUCAUUAUCUAAGUCGAUUCUUUUAACAUUAAAAAGUGAAAUUUAAGUUUAUUGUUUUUUUACAUUUUAUUUUUACUUUACGGAAAAAUUUUAUUCUUUGUACUCAAACAUUAACCUUGUCCCUUGGAAUAAUAAUUAUUUUGAACUAUAUAAUUAUGUAUCUCUAAACCAUUUUUGUUUAAAAAAAUGUUUGCACUAUUUUA
This is a messenger RNA of Tribolium madens (black flour beetle), 1203 nucleotides long. RefSeq lists its product as uncharacterized. NCBI's taxonomy places the organism in Eukaryota, Metazoa, Arthropoda, Insecta, Coleoptera, Tenebrionidae. Bases 303 to 794 code for a protein of 163 amino acids. The transcript has 6 exons. The record is from RefSeq and is a predicted model, not a curated record.